UGGACUGUGAUUGCUGGUAGACUAACAACAGUUGCUUGUUAACACGUUAGUGUAUCUGUUGUUAACCUGACCAAAUUUAAAGAAUGCCUGAACACUCCCCAUCACCAACACCUGAACGUGCCAUCUAUGGAUUUGUCCUGUACCUGCUUGCAUUUGUUUUGUUUUUUUUGUACCUGGUAUGGGCGUGGGUACCUGAUGCCUGGUUACAUCAACUUGGGCUAGACUACUGGCCACAGAAGCAAUGGGCCAUUGCUUUACCUACAUUUCUAUGUUUCUGCUUGUUAAUGAGUUACCCCGUCUACUUUGGAUUGACCUUUCUGAACUCACCACCUCUGACAUCAAGGGAGAUAAUCAAAGACAGCCACACCAUUAUGCAGACAGAUACUAGAUACCAGCCCGAGUCAAUCCCUCCGCUAAUUGACCUCUCCAUCACAGAGGUCAACAAGAGGCUGUAUCUACAUGAUCCCGACACGCCAAUGGCCAACAAGUGACUGAAUGACAACAGAGUCAAAGGUUACUGGAGACCUGAACUUCGAACAUUCAACAAAUGGCUGCAUGCCAUUAUUAACCAUAAUGGUCAAAGGUCACUGCAGACCUGACCUUCCAACGUUGAACAUGAGACUGCAUGACAAGAUAAACCAAAUAGGUCAAAGGCCAUAGCAGAUCUGACCUUCCAAUGAUCAACAAGUGGUUGCAUGACAGGUCAAAUGUCACUUGAGGCCUCGCCUGCCAAUGGUCAAGGAGUGGCUGCACAAUGAUUUUGAUCAAGCCUCACUGGAGAUCCUUUCUUCCUAAGCUGCAUGACAACGUUAGAGUUAAAACUUGCUAGAUAUGAACAAGGGUCAACCGGAGGUUACAAAAUGACAUCAAUCAGUUUGUCAAAUGUCAUUAGAGAUUUUAUUUUGAUUUUCUCAAGGUUAACUUUAGUCUACAUAUUGACGUAAAACUCAACUGCAGGAAGAGGAAAAUCAACUCAGAUCCUUAAGAAAGAAGUUCUCACAGGAUCACAACUCACCUGGCUUGUAUAUUCUUGAUAGUAAAUGAAACACAACUGUCUGUAGACUUCUAUUAAUUCCUACGAUGAUUUUACACAACUGGUCAAGUUGUUAUAAGACUUGUCAGGGUACCACAAUAUGUACAAUAUAUGAAACAAUCAGAAACAAAUUUUGUAGUACAUCAAAUACAAGUCGGUUGAUAUUAAUAGGAAUUGGGUAAAUAUGAUAUUUUCUGCCGAUGUUCAGACGAUACUCUUCAUUUUUUUGCAACCACUUAUAAGCCACAUCAGUAUAUAUACUACCGGUACAUGCUCAACUGGGAAGUAAAAAUCUGCAGCUUUUCACCAGGAAAAUAUGGUAUAUCAAAUGUAUUCAGGUGUACAUGCAAGUUAAUAUCUGGAAGUUAAGUAUUCAAAUAUCCUUCAAUAGAGCGCUAUUAAAAUAGAAGUUUGAUAUUCAAAUAUUUGUUUACACAAUGAUUAUUAGAUGGUUAUAAUGAAUAUUACCAUCUGAAAGAUCACUUCUUUAAAGUUUUUCUGUUCCCAGUCUACAAAUGUCCAAUUUUCAUUCUGAAUCAAAUUUUGUCAGAUAAAACAUCUAGAUGUUA
Ylistrum balloti is the source of this 1602-nucleotide messenger RNA. Its product is annotated as phosphatidylinositol N-acetylglucosaminyltransferase subunit P-like. The coding region runs from base 84 to 491 and encodes 135 amino acids. The record is from RefSeq and is a predicted model, not a curated record. Gene Ontology annotation, biological process: GPI anchor biosynthetic process. The transcript has 5 exons. Gene Ontology annotation, molecular function: phosphatidylinositol N-acetylglucosaminyltransferase activity. Lineage: Eukaryota; Metazoa; Mollusca; Bivalvia; Pectinida; Pectinidae.